AUGUCUAAGAUCUCUGAAGCUAGCUUAAAGAAACCAGAUUACGACACCAAAUUUGCAGGCCUAGAGUGCAUUUCCCUUUCAUGUACUGGAUCGAGUGAUGACAAUUACAGAGUUAAAAGGGCAUUCCAAACCCUGUUGAUCUAUGUCAGAAACGUCGCAAAGAGUCCUGAUGAGGAAAAGUUCAGGAAGAUCCGACUUGGUAACCCAAAGUUCCAGGAAAGGGCUGGGAACUUGAAAGGAGAGAUUGAGUUUCUCGAGCUUUGCGGAUUGGAGAGAGGUGAAGAGAAAAAGUUCUUGGUUUUUCCUCGUGAUAAAGUUUAUAUACGGCUGCUUAACUAUGCUGGUUCUUUGUUAAAUUCUGCAAUGACAAAUCCCUUCUUCGGUCUUCUCGAAAAGGUGAAAGAAGAUUAG
Messenger RNA from Hibiscus syriacus, 411 nucleotides. Its product is annotated as peptide-N(4)-(N-acetyl-beta-glucosaminyl)asparagine amidase-like. The transcript has 4 exons. Lineage: Eukaryota; Viridiplantae; Streptophyta; Magnoliopsida; Malvales; Malvaceae. The record is from RefSeq and is a predicted model, not a curated record. The coding region runs from base 1 to 411 and encodes 136 amino acids.